CGAGGGACGGUUAAGGAAGUUCGGCGAACACCGAGCCUAAGCGGUCCUCUGGCCCUUGUGGGAGGAGUAGGAGGCAAAGAUGUCGGAGCGAAAAGUUUUAAACAAAUACUACCCGCCCGACUUUGACCCGUCAAAGAUCCCCAAGCUCAAGCUCCCCAAAGAUCGGCAGUACGUGGUGAGGUUGAUGGCUCCCUUCAACAUGAGGUGUAAGACGUGCGGGGAAUACAUCUACAAGGGCAAGAAAUUCAACGCGCGCAAGGAGACGGUGCAGAAUGAGGCCUACCUGGGCCUGCCCAUCUUCCGCUUCUAUAUCAAGUGCACGCGGUGCCUGGCAGAGAUCACCUUCAAGACAGACCCAGAGAACACCGACUACAGCAUGGAGCACGGGGCCACCCGGAACUUCCAGGCGGAGAAGCUCCUGGAGGAGGAGGAGAAGCGGGUGCAGAAGGAGCGGGAAGACGAGGAGCUGAACAACCCCAUGAAGGUGCUGGAGAACCGAACCAAGGACUCCAAGCUGGAAAUGGAGGUGCUGGAGAACCUGCAGGAGCUCAAGGACCUGAACCAGCGGCAGGCGCACGUGGACUUUGAGGCCAUGCUGCGGCAGCACCGCCUGUCCGAGGAGGAGAGGCAGAAGCGGGAGCAGGAGGAGGACGAAAGGGAGACCGCGGCCCUGGUGGAGGAAGCCCGGAAACGAAGGCUGUUGGAGGACUCGGAUUCAGAAGAGGACGCUGCUCCUCCUGCCCCGCCGCGCCUGGCCCCGCGGCCCAACCCCACCGCCAUCCUGGAGGAGGCUCCAAAAGCCAAGAGGAAGGCGGAGAGCUGGGAACGGAGCGUCGGCACCCUUGGCAACAGGCCCCCGCUGUCAGGCCUAGUCGUGGUGAAGAAAACAGACCCGGGUCGCAGCACCAGGCAGGGCCAGGCGUCACCCACCCCCGGCCCCAGGAAGAGCGGGAAGGCGGCUGACCCUGCACCCUGGACGCCCGGCACCUCCUCCCUGAGCCAGCUGGGAGCAUAUUCGGACAGCGAGGACAGCAGCGGCAGCAGCUGAGACCCCUGCCCAGGCCCUUCUCCGGGUCAAGGUCACGUGUCCAUAGUCAGCUGCUGGUCGGCAGGAGGCCUUGGCACCAACCAGGACCAUGAGCGGACAAACACAAAUGUCCUCAGAGGCUGGUCGGGCCAGCGAGGGCUUCCACCCCCGGACUCGGUUUCUCCCCUGUCCCCCCACCUACCAGCCUUCAGGGACCUCGAUGUCCCUGGCUCACGCUGCCACCCUCCUGGCCCUCCUUCCGGGGCUGUGGCAUCCCUGGAACAGCCCUGGCUUCCAGCAGACUUUUGUGGUACUCCCCGGCCUCCCUUGGAUGGCAGGGAGGGGUGGGCGGUGUUUGGGGCCCGCCCCCGUUGGCCCCGCCCACGCGCUAGCUCCGCCCCCUCCUGCCACGAAACCUGCAAACCAGUGUAAGGAAGCUGCCGCCUGGCCUGGGCACUUCCGCCGCGGGAGCACACGUGGCCAGCGUGGGCGCCUGGCUCUCAGAAGCUAUGAGUCGAUCGGGGUUUGUUGAUCGGCCUGAGUUUGGGGAUGAUUUGUUAUGUAGCACUAGAUAGCUGACAUGGUCACGUGACUAGUAAACCUGGUUCCAAAGCUCACGUUCUUUCAAGGCUGCCGGCUGUCAACUCUGGUGUAAUUCUCUUCCACUUCAGCCUCGUCUGGUCGAAGGUCCUGUGUUCCCACCAGGUUCCUUCACAACCUGACACCCCCCCCUCCCCCGUCUCUCCUGCCGCUCCUCCCGGGGUCGCUGACGUCAGCCCUCCUCCCACUCAUUCACUCGGCAUUUGAUAAUGAGGCUUUGUGCUUCUGGCUGUUUGCGAGAUGAAAAGCCCCCACUUUUUCUUUUAAUUAAAAAAAUUCUUCUAAUGUUUACUUUUGAGAGAGAGGGAGAGAACACGAGCGGUGGAGGGGCAGAGAGAGAGACACAC
Molecule: messenger RNA, 1974 nt
Organism: Prionailurus viverrinus (fishing cat)
Lineage: Eukaryota; Metazoa; Chordata; Mammalia; Carnivora; Felidae
Gene: YJU2
Product: YJU2 splicing factor homolog
Exons: 8
Coding region: 80-1048 (322 amino acids)
Biological process (GO): mRNA splicing, via spliceosome
Cellular component (GO): U2-type catalytic step 1 spliceosome
Source: RefSeq, a predicted model, not a curated record